Molecule: messenger RNA, 741 nt
Organism: Harmonia axyridis
Lineage: Eukaryota; Metazoa; Arthropoda; Insecta; Coleoptera; Coccinellidae
Gene: Adi1
Product: 1,2-dihydroxy-3-keto-5-methylthiopentene dioxygenase
Exons: 3
Coding region: 78-635 (185 amino acids)
Molecular function (GO): acireductone dioxygenase [iron(II)-requiring] activity
Source: RefSeq, a predicted model, not a curated record
UAGAUUAUUAAUGUUCUAAGAUUGAUAUCAGCAUCUUUUAAUAUCAGUUUUGAACAAUUUUUCGCAUUCACUGAAAAAUGGUGAGAGCUUGGUAUAUGGACAAUAAUAUUUCAGAUCAGCGUGAGGAAAAUCAUAGAAUUCCUCAGAAAUUUAUUUCACUCAAAGAGCUUUAUAAUAUUUCAGGAGUGGAGUAUUACAAGGUAAAUAUUGAUUCUUACUCUUCAGAUGAACUACUUGAAGAUUUGAAAAAGGAAAGAGGUUACACCUACGAAGAUGAAAUUACCUGUUCUAAAGAUUGUUUGCAAAAUUAUGAAGAGAAAUUAAAAAGUUUUUUUCGAGAACACUUGCACACUGAUGAAGAAAUACGUUUAGUUAUUGAUGGUUCAGGUUAUUUUGAUGUUAGGGAUAGAAAUGAUGAAUGGGUUCGUAUCGAAGUAGUAGCAGGAGACUUGAUUAUAAUUCCUAGUGGAAUCUAUCAUCGGUUUACUUUGGAUACAAAGAAUUAUAUCCGUGCCAAGAGGCUAUUUAUUGGUGAACCUAAAUGGACUCCUUACAAUAGACCUGUUGAAGAUAUGGAUUGUCGUAAGGAAUAUAUUCGGAAAUUGGAAAAUGGUGAAUUUAACUUUGUUCAAUAAUCCCAUUGAGUGAAAUAUGUUUUCCACAGAAUGAUAAAUAUUUUUAUAUAUGUAGUUACAUUUUACAUUUGAUAUUUUAUAUGAGCAAUAUAUAAUUGUUAUCAAA